This is a messenger RNA of Atta colombica, 2191 nucleotides long. Its product is annotated as Krueppel homolog 1-like. NCBI's taxonomy places the organism in Eukaryota, Metazoa, Arthropoda, Insecta, Hymenoptera, Formicidae. The transcript has 2 exons. The record is from RefSeq and is a predicted model, not a curated record. Bases 285 to 2102 code for a protein of 605 amino acids. Gene Ontology annotation, biological process: regulation of transcription by RNA polymerase II; central nervous system development. Gene Ontology annotation, molecular function: DNA-binding transcription factor activity, RNA polymerase II-specific; RNA polymerase II cis-regulatory region sequence-specific DNA binding. Gene Ontology annotation, cellular component: nucleus.
GCGUGUCAAGCCAGUCAGCGGUUAGCGGUAGGUUACCGCGUUCCGCCGCGAACCGCGAGUGCAUUGCUGGGCAUCACUGGGGGGCCAUCGCUGGGCAUCGCGUCGCGUGUAUAGAGCGAUUAGUAAUGGUAACGACAACGAUUGUGACAAGUGAACCGAUCGUGUGAGAGAAGUAAAGUGUGAAAAGAGCAGGUCUAAUUGUCGAAAGAGAGGUAAAGAGAACGAGCCGCCAGCCGACGAGGCAGCACUGGAUAACGCGUUGGCAGAACGGUGGAGCGGCGAGGAUGGAACUCCACACUCCGAAACGGGAGCAGCGGCCGUCAGCGGACUCUUCCGCGGAGUCGCUCGAUCACAGUCCUUCGAUGUGCGACACGACCUUCUAUCCGUGGAACUGGGGUGAGGAGGCACGCAAUGUGAAUCUAAGCCCAGGCAGCUCGUGCUCUUCGCCGGAGUACAGGGAGCAGCAUGUCGCGGGGCUAGACGCGGGCGGUGGUAACGCGGCCGGUAGAUCAGCCGCCGGCAACGGCUCCGAAAGCCACCGGCGCGGUCGGCCGCGCGCCGACGCACUCACGAAUCUCAUGAAGCAGGGCAGUACGUCGCCGAGCAGCAUCAAGUGUACCUACUGCAACCGGGUGUUCCCGCGCGAGAAGAGUCUGCAGGCACACCUGCGCACUCACACGGGAGAACGUCCAUAUCCAUGUGAUUAUCCUGGAUGCUCGAAGGCUUUCACCCAAUCGGGACAACUGAAGACUCAUCAACGAUUGCAUACAGGAGAAAAGCCAUUUUUAUGCACCGUACCAGGUUGUGAAACGAGAUUUACUCACGCCAAUAGACAUUGCCCCGAUCAUCCUUAUGCCAAUCUUACAAGAUCAGAUGAUUUUGUAUUAAAGCCAGUAUCUGAAAACACGGAAUUGUCAUAUGAUGUAAGUCGAUGGUUGGAACGUUACAAGAUGUCCAGGGAACGAGAAGACCGUACACCGACUGGGAAGAAUGAACGAAAGAAGAAGACAUGGAAGAGCACUGCCGAAAAUCACAAGAGGAUAAAAUCUAGAAAAGGCCUUAUGAUGGAUAUAGCAGGAGAACAGGAAAAUCUUGACCACAAUCCUUCAAAUCAACGACUGCAUUGCGAAGAGAAUCAAGAUAGUCAAGAAGAGAGCCAAGAUGAAGAUCCAGCAGAAACAUGCUGUGCGAUACUGCAAACAUCCGAGGAUGAGGAAGGAUCAAACGCCAAGUUAGCAAUCACCUCACUGAGAAGACCCUUGGAUAGACUGCAACCAAAGAAACGAUGGCUACGGUAUGCUUGCUUAGAUCAACAGUUAGACCUAAACGAGGACGUUAGACCUAACAACGUAACGACCAUACGCAAGAUGGAUGAGAAACAAAUUCUAGACAGACCUACAGAAUCAUCGGAAUUUCACUGGUAUACGGCAUUCUUGGACCAUUCUGUCCCCGAGAAUAAUACAACUGUAUCGAAUUUGGACAGCAAACAUGAAAUUCCAAAUACACAAUUGGAACCUUCAUAUAUCACCUCUCAAACGUGUUGCAUGAUAAAUCACGACAACGAACCUCCAAAAGUAGAGGAAGAAAAUGUAUACGAGAUUAUGCAUUCUCUGAAUCAGCCACAAUGGGAUCCGUUAAAUAAUUUGUCAAAUAAUCAGGGUAUUUUUGAAACUAGUAUUAACAAAUCUGCUAUAAAAAUUCAAAGUCAAAGUUCUGAAUCUGCAUGUUCGAUUUUCGAUUACACAGAGCAGAUUGUUCGUUUAGAGACAACGAAACAGGAUACACUAGCAAACUCUCGUAUCAGCGAAAACGAAACUAGACCGACAGUUCUGAUGUUGGCUGGUAGUUCUAAUAGCAGCAAAGAAAUUGUCUCAAAACCGUCCCUCACAAUGGAUCCCGUAAAAACGGAGACAAGAAUAAUUAGUGUUAAGCAGGAGGACAAUAUAAGCCUAGAUAAGUUACCGGUACAGGAAGACAAUAAGAAAUGGCAGGGUGCUUUAGCAUUGAUGGAACUAGCUAAAACGCAAGAAGAGGCGCGGGUUUUAGCACAUCUUAAACAUGUAAGGGAUGAAUGUUCCACGGCUUCAGAAUUGUCAUUAUAGCCAUUUACAGACUGUGAUUACAGGUUAAUGUAACUUUGUUAUUUUUAUAUACAAGAAAAAAAAUAAAUAAAAGCUGUCCACACAUGUAA